Linum tenue is the source of this 477-nucleotide messenger RNA. The record is from the annotation of a GenBank genome assembly. Lineage: Eukaryota; Viridiplantae; Streptophyta; Magnoliopsida; Malpighiales; Linaceae.
GAGGAACUGAUUCCUAAAAGGUCUCCUGACUUUGAUAUACUGAUGUGGUGGAAACUGAAUGGCCUUAAGUACCCCACUUUGCAAGCAAUUGCAAGGGAUUUCUUGGCCAUACCAAUUACAUCAGUGGCUUCUGAAUCUGCUUUUAGCUCUGGUGGGAGGUUAAUAGACCCUCAUCGGAGUAGAUUGCACUAUGAUACAAUAGAGGCAAUGAUGUGUACCAGAAGUUGGAUUAUGGAGGAAAUGCAACAAGAAUCAUCGAAGGCUGCUGUAGAGGCAAUGGAAGGGGUGUUCUCUGCUCUAGCAAUUUCAGAUUCCAGUACUGAAGAUCAAGACGAAGCUGUUCAGGGGGGACUUGUGAUGAGGAAGCAUCUAAUAUCCCUAGACGACUGAUUUGUUCAAUGCAAUGAAAGGUUCAAGUGAUUGCUUUUCAUUUUUCAAGGAUGAAUGCUGCUGUUGAGUGUUGAGUUGGUUUCCAGC